GCUGAAUUCAAUUGCAGAGACAGAAGAAAAAAAGACAGAACAUAACCCAAAAGAUUCAAUUGUUUUGCUCUCUUCUUCUUCUACUCCUUCAUUGAGAAUCUUCACAAACAGAAAAAAAUGGAUUCUGAUCUUUAUAUCUUUGAUGGGUCUUCUUCUUCUUCCUCAAUUUGCCACAGUACUGAUCCUGAUAUGUUUUCUUCAGACACAACAACAACAACAGAUCUCUUCUGCAACAAUCCUUACCUCAAUCCUUUAAUGGAUGAUCAUCAAUCUCUCAGUUUCUUUGAAAGUUUUACUCCAACGACUCAUCAUCUCCUCUCUUCUUCUCCACCAAUCUCUCAGCUCCAAACCUUAACUCUCUCUCACACAAACAGUUUCCCCAAUUUCUCCGGUUUCGAAAACUACGACGCCGUCAAAACAGAGCAGCUCUUGUUUAACUCUUCCUUUGAUGCUCCAAUCAUGGAAGAUUCCUCGAUUUUCCAGAAUCAGAAUUUGUUAAACUCGCCGGAAGAUUCCUUCUUCUCCGGUCACAUGCGACGAGUUUAUAGUACCGGAGAUUUGCAGAAUUUAGGAAGGGAUUUUACGGGACAGAGAUCAUACUCGAGUCCUUUGGCGGCGGAGAGUACAUCAACGACGCUGUUUUCCGGCGAAGAACAAAGCUUGAGGGUGGGGCGUUACAAUUCCGAAGAACGUAAAGAGAAGAUUUCUAAGUAUAGAGCUAAACGAACACAGAGAAACUUCACCAAAACCAUUAAGUAUGCAUGCCGGAAAACGUUGGCGGACAACAGACCAAGAGUACGUGGCAGAUUUGCAAGAAACGACGAAGUUUUUGAGAACCCCAAGAUUGCUUCUUCCUUCACUAGACAAGAAAACGACGACGACCUUUGGAAUUUGGAUGGGUUGCAUGAGGAAGAAGAAGCUUGUGUGAACUUAGUGGAAUGUCAGUCUCAGUCUCAGUCUCAGUCUCAGCCUCAGUUGCAAAUGCAAUACAUGACGAAUUCCUACUGGUGAAAUUAAAGCCUCUGUUUGAGA
Messenger RNA from Arabidopsis arenosa, 1032 nucleotides. The record is from the annotation of a GenBank genome assembly. Lineage: Eukaryota; Viridiplantae; Streptophyta; Magnoliopsida; Brassicales; Brassicaceae.